UCAUGCGAUUCUAUAAAGGAACUAUUUUCAGCUAUGUUUCCAAAUUCACUACCAUCAGAUUUUUCUAUGUCUACUACCAAAGCAAGAUAUUUAAUUUGUGAUGCUAUAGCUCCAUAUUUUAGGCAAGAAAUGAUGAAGGACUACAAAGACUCCUAUUUUUCGCUAUGUUUCGAUGAAACCUGCAAUGCAGCAUCAAAAAAGGAGCUUCAGGUGGCCAUAAAAUAUUGGUCUCCGAUUAAAGAAAUGAUAAUAACGACACAUUUAGAAACUUUCUUCAUUGGUAAAGCUACCGCCGAGGAUAUUUAUUCUAAGCUGAAUGAAGCAAUGGACAACGCUCAACUAUCCCGCAAAAGGCUUCUGAUGCUAGGCUGUGACGGGCCCAAUGUGAAUAAAGCGGUUACAAGAUUGAUGAACGAUUCUUUAAUUCUGUUGGGCAGACGGAAAUUAGCUGAUAUAGGAACAUGUAACAUUCACACUGUACACAAUGCCUUUCUUAAGGCUUUGAUGAAGUUUGGUGAAAGCGUAUCUGACUUUAUAUUUCAAAUUCACAACUUUUUCGAUGGUUGGCCUGCUCGCUGGGAAGAAUAUGAAAUUAUUCAAGACAAGUUAAAUUUGCCAAACCAUCGCUUCAUUAAGCACGUUUCUUCACGUUGGCUCACUAUGGGGCCUGCUGCUGAACGCGUUUUAGAGCAAUGGCCUGCAAUAAUUGAGUAUUUCACUAAACAUCUACCUAAAAAACAGACUAAUACAUCCCAAAACUUUAAAAACAUCUAUGACUUCAUCAAUCAAAAGCUAGCAAAAGCAGAAAUAAUGUUUGUAGUGUCCAGUGUAAAGAUGUUCGUGAAAGUCACUGGUUUCUUCCAGCGUGAAGAGCCAUUGGUUCACAUGAUUCAUGAAGAAUUAAAGAAACUCGUGAGAACCAUUUUUAAUCGGUUUUGUGUAAAAAGCGCGCCUACGUCAGUUGAAGGUCUAAAUGAAAAAUAUUACGUUCCUCUUCAAGAUAUUGUGCUAGAAGAUUCAAUCAGAGAAUUAUUGGAGACCGCUCAAGAACGUGAUAGAGUAACAUUUUUACACAAAGUAAAAAAUCAUUACGUCGCCGCUUGCAAACAUCUGCUAACAAAAACGUCAAUGGAUUAUUCUUUAAUAAAAUACUUGGCAAUAUUGAACCCUAAAAAACAAAAUUCAGAAACGUGUCAUAAAGACUUUUUAAAAAUUGCAAACACUUUGCCGGUUGCGUUUGAAGAAACGGCACUAACAAACGAAUGUCUUUUGUUAAUGCAACAUCAAAAAGGAAAUCAAGAAGAACAAAGGAUUGAAACUUACUGGGGCAAUAUUUUUAAAAGGACCUUUGAUAACGGAGAAAAAAUGUUCCCCAACCUGGAACACAUUGUAAAGGCCGCAUUAGCACUGUCGCAUGGCAAUGCAGAUGUGGAAAGGGGCUUUUCAUGUUCGGGUAGAAUUUUAACACCAGAAAGGGCUAACAUGUGUCAGAGGACCCUUGAUGCGCAUUUGACAGUUAAAUCGGCACUAAAAAACAUGUACGAAAACAAGAUUCAUUUAGUCCCUUUAACACCUGAAUUGAUGAAAUUAGCCAGAACGGCAUAUAUAAGAUAUAAAACAUAUUGUGAAGAACAGAAGCAAAAAGAAGAAAUAAAGAAGCUCGAAAAGAAAAGAAAUGAGGAACUUGAUAGAGAAAAAAAAGAACUUAAGAGAAAGUACGAAGAAACUAAGACGAUUAUUGAAGAAGGUGAGACAACGCUAAAAAAAAUAAGAGAAGAAGAAAAAACUAAGAGGGAGACAAUUGACAGAUUAAUUAAAAAUGCAAAUGCCAUGUUGAAGGGCGGAAUCAAAGAAAAAGACAUGGUUUCCGUAAAUAUGGCAAAAUCUCUGCUAGAAACUGUAGUAAAGGAGAGAAAAGAAGAAGAACAACAAAUACAAGAGGAAGAAAAAAUACAAAAAAUCGUAGAUAAGAAGAAAAAAACACUUAUAACAAACUUCUUUAAGAAAACUUAAUUUUAAAUGUUAUGUUUAUUUUAAUGGAACUUCUCUGUACUUUUUUUCUUUCUCAUAGUCAUUUGAUUUUAGUGUUCACUAUAUGUAUAAUUUUGCACGAAUGCGCAUGACUCACUUGUAAUACAAUAACAAUUACUAACAAUAAAAAAAGCUUUUUAACACAAUAAAAAGGCGGUGCUGGUUGGCUAUGGGGAUGGUGGAGGCCAAUAACUGAAAAUAAGCUUUUUAUUUCACACCAUUCACCCGAAAAACGGUUUGGAAAUGGUCAGUAUUUGGUCAGUAUUUUUGAAUUUUUGGUCAGUAAAAUCAGUAUUUUCGACCAUAGAACUUGUUUCGGCCCCUGUGUAUUAUUAAGGUCAUAAGGUUUCCGACACUUAAGAAAAAGAAUCACUCCAUCUCUUCCCAAUACAUCGUACAUUCAAUAAUUUGUAAU
Amyelois transitella is the source of this 2446-nucleotide messenger RNA. RefSeq lists its product as uncharacterized. The transcript is spliced from 2 exons. The record is from RefSeq and is a predicted model, not a curated record. NCBI's taxonomy places the organism in Eukaryota, Metazoa, Arthropoda, Insecta, Lepidoptera, Pyralidae. Bases 34 to 2013 code for a protein of 659 amino acids.